UAUUCAUUUCAUUAAAAAAUAACUAUAUACAAUAGAAAACCAAGAAAAAACACAAAUCAAAAUAAAAUGAAUAUAUAAAAGAUAUAGUCAUGUUCUCUUGUUUGUCCUGUACAUAACUUGCUCUAGAUUUGAUGAGACUUGGUUUUAUUUGUUUAAAAGUGUUUUUAAUUUGUAAUAAUAGCAGCCCAUUUCUUAGAGGAUUUUAAAAUAAAAUGGUUAGAAUUUAUUAAUAUUAAUAAUGUUAAUAUUUAUAAAAAAUUGACAUAAUGUAAGAAAUAUAGUCAUGUUCUCUUGUUUGUUCUGUACAUAACUCCAACCCUUUUUGUCCAUAUAAAAUGUUUCACUUACACACAAGGAGGAAAUCAAGUAGGUGAUAGUUUAUUUUUGCAAAGCCAAAGGAUUACUAUAACUGAAAUGUUAACAUUUUGUAAUAAUAUUGCCAUAUCUCUAAUGUUAAUUGUAUUAAAGUUGUUCAUAUCUUUUGUUUUAAAGCUUUCAGGCUUGGAUCCAAGGUCCUGUGCCAUUUUUCUUUGUCUUGAACUCAUCAUUACUCCUCUCAUGGCUGCAUCCCAUGUUUAGAGAUUUGCUUUUGUCUAAAUUAAGGAAUUGGCUGCGGAAGGACUAAGUUUUGGAACUGAGAAUAGGAUAUGGACCAUUUCCACAGCCAUUUGUGAAAAGCAAGAAGUGAACUUACAUUCUACAGUUGCUCCUGUUCUGUGUCAGCAGUGCCACCCACUCAAACAACAUGUCUGACGGCCGCAUCUAUGUUGGGAACCUCCCUGUGGAUGUUUCGGAGAGAGACAUUGAGGAUCUCUUCUACAAAUAUGGAAAAAUCCGUGAAAUUGAAUUGAAGAAUAAUAGAGGGAUCAUUCCCUUUGCCUUCAUCAGUUUUGAAGACCCGCGGGAUGCAGAUGAUGCUGUUUAUGGAAGGAAUGGAUAUGAAUAUGGGAACACCAAGCUGCGUGUGGAGUAUCCACGAGCCAAUACUGGAAAACCUGGUCCCAUGGCAGGCGGUGCUGGAGGUGGACAAAGAGGAAGGUUUGGACCCCCGACUCGGAGAUCUGAAUUCCGGAUCAUAGUGACUGGGUUACCCCCAUCUGGGAGCUGGCAGGAUCUGAAAGAUCACAUGCGAGAAGCAGGAGAUGUUUGUUUUGCAGAUGUGCAGCGAGAUGGAGAGGGCGUAGUGGAAUAUAUCCGCAGGGAGGACAUGGAGUAUGCUGUACGCAGAUUGGAUCGGACCGAGUUUCGUUCACAUCAGGGUGAGACCUCUUACAUCCGUGUGUAUGAAGAUCGAAGUAGUUCCAACUGGGGCGGUGGCCAGGCACGCUCUCGCUCCAGAUCCAGAGGUCGCUACUCUCCUCCCUAUUUUAACAGAGGGUCUCCCCCUCCUCGCUAUCAGUCACCUCCACGCCAGGCUAUGCUACGCCAUAGUCCACCUCCCAGGAGGCACCUGAUGCCGCAUCACAGCCCACCUCCACGCCAUUUUCGAUAGAGAGCUCCUCACAUUUACAUAACGUGGAAGAAAUGUUUUGCAGUUCUGCAUUUUAUCUUUUUUUUUUUUUUUUUUUUAUAAAACCUCAGGCCUCUUUGUAAGAUGCAGUGAAAUGUCUUCAUCCAUACAUUCCAGGCCAGGAAUCCCACAUCAUCCUGCUCCUCCCCACAGCCUUGAGGUUAUUACAUUUAACACCCAUGCUUAACCUGAAAGCAGGAUUGUAUUUAGAUCCUCCUACCCAGUCGUGCUAAUCCUGGUCCUCCAGGACCACUACCCUGCAUGUUUUAGUUGUUUCCCUGCUUCUUUUUGCAGAAACCUGUUAGGUCACCCUUUCGUUCAGAUCAUGUGUGUUGGAAGCAGAGAAACCUCUAAAACCUGCAGGAUAGUGGCCCUCGAGGACCAAGAUCUGGCACCCCAGUUCUAACCCCUUAAAUGUUUUUUUUUUUAAUAAUAAUUAUUAGUUGUGACAGAAAUCACAGUGCUCUUGUCGUUUUUGAAAACAAAUUACACAAAUCUGUAUCAGACUGCUCGAUGAUGUUCAAGUUAAUUUUUACAAGUUUGAAUUACUCUUAAAUAGCGCUUCAGUUCUCAAGUUUAAACCUGUGAAGUUAAUCAAUAAAAAUUAGCGAGCCUUUUUACUUCUGAUUGUAAACCUUGUUUUUUUUAUUUGUAAGUUAAUUGAGGUGACCUGUAGGUGGAAUAUAAUUUGUAUUUUUUUUUCUUUACCAAUAAAAAGUAAACUUUUA
Messenger RNA from Austrofundulus limnaeus, 2238 nucleotides. It is a transcript of the gene srsf9, whose product is annotated as serine and arginine rich splicing factor 9. Gene Ontology annotation, cellular component: cytoplasm; nucleus. The record is from RefSeq and is a predicted model, not a curated record. Lineage: Eukaryota; Metazoa; Chordata; Actinopteri; Cyprinodontiformes; Rivulidae. The coding region runs from base 746 to 1492 and encodes 248 amino acids. The transcript is spliced from 4 exons. Gene Ontology annotation, molecular function: mRNA binding.